Hypanus sabinus (Atlantic stingray) is the source of this 5111-nucleotide messenger RNA. It is a transcript of the gene leng8, whose product is annotated as leukocyte receptor cluster (LRC) member 8. Lineage: Eukaryota; Metazoa; Chordata; Chondrichthyes; Myliobatiformes; Dasyatidae. Gene Ontology annotation, cellular component: nucleus. The transcript has 15 exons. The coding region runs from base 820 to 3333 and encodes 837 amino acids. The record is from RefSeq and is a predicted model, not a curated record.
CUCUUUGGCUGCUGCGCCGCCAUUUUGUCAAUCGCCAGGAGAGUAAACGGCCGGAGAGAGGGAAGGAGAAAAGGGAAAAGGGAAAGAGGAGAAGGAAAACAGAACAGAGAGAUAAGGAAGGAAGGCAGUUAUAGAAAGAGAGAAGUGAAAAGGGAAGGAGGGCAAAUCAAGAACGGAAAGAGAGAGUGGAAAAAGGAAGGAAAAGUGGGGGAGGGUAAAGGGGAUUGGAAGAGAAAGGGGUGAAGAUUGAAAAGGGGAGAGGGUUAGAGAGAGUAAGGAGGGUGAUAGGUGGUGAGGACAAGGGGGAAGCGAAAGAGGGGUAGUGAAAAGAAUAGGGAGGAAAAGAGCGAGAAGAGAGGGGGAAAAGCUGAGGCACAGAGAGGGAGAGGGUUGGGAGGGGUGGAGCCCCACGUAAAGGAGGGAAAAGGAAAGAAGCGUCCGGAGAGAUAGUGGAAGGGGUGGUGCAAGAUCAGGAAGAGUUAGGGCAGAGACAGUAGGAGAGAAAAGAGGGGCCAGCAGGGAAAUAGAGAGAACAAGGAGAGGGAGAAAAGAAAGGCUAGCUGGGAGAGGGAGGAAGGAGGGGCUACCAGGGAGAGAGCAGAGGGACCAGCAGAGAGAAAGAGAAGGGGCUAAUAGGGAGGUUAGCAAGUCUCACGGGGCUGGGAGUCUGAGUGAUACUGGUCAGAGGGAGGAGUCAUCUAGAAGUAAAAUCUCAAGGGUAGGGUGGUGAGACACGGCGACGGUUUGAGUUUCUCGUCACAGGUGUCAGUGGGGGUGCUGCCUCCAGAGGCUGCGGACGGGAGCCCACAGCCCGGAGAUAUGGCGGCUCUCCCGCAGCAACAGCAGCAGCAGCAGCAAUCUGGUCAGAGCCAAGCGUGGAUUGGGACCCAGGCAGCACAGGCUGCCCAGUGGGCUCAGCAGUACAGCACCGGUGGUGCUGCCGAGGGUUCAGUCAAGCAGGAGAAUCCGGAGUGGGAGAAGGCCAGGCAGGCCCUGGCCAACAUUCACAAAGCCAGCACUUCCUCGAUCUCCGGGGCGCAGGCCACCAGCCAGAGCUCUCAGUAUCUCCAGCAGAGCGACAGCGCCGCAGUGCAGCAAUAUUAUCAGCAAUGGUACCAACAGUACAACUACAAUUACUCCUACCCUUACUACAGCCCCUACCAAAUGAAUGUUUACCAGGGGUACCAGGGUCAGUAUAGUGUGCCAGGCUACCAGGUGGCCCAGGGGCAGCAGAGCUCCCAGCACGGCGGCAGUCAUGCCCAGCCUCCUGUGCCUGGCCUGGAGGACAGUGGCUCCUACACCAGCGCCCCAGCUCAGGAAUCGUCGGGCCCCCAGAGCCAGCAGGGACCCAAGCACAGCAGCUCCACGCAGGCCCAGGCCCAGGUCCCAGCCUCACAGCAGCAGAGUCAGGCCCAGGCGGGAGGCCAGGGCACCUGCUACACUGACAGUGGCAGCAAGGCCAAGAAAGGACAGCCGCUGUGGCACCGCAUGAAGCAGGCCCCUGGCUCCGGGGCGGUGAAGUUCAACCUGUCGCCUCGUCCGUACGUGGUGAGUGGGCAGAGCCUGUCCGGUGCUGAGCAGAAGAGCCACAAGUUCCCCGAGAGGUACCAGAGUCCCAGUGCCUCCCCCACAAAGCCAGAUGACUGGCCCCAGGCCAUGAAGGAGUACGUGCAGCGCUGCUUCACGGCCUGUGAGACCGAGGCUGACAAAGACCGCACUGAGAAGCUGCUCAAGGAUGUGCUGCAGGCCCGGCUCCAGGACGGCUCCGCCUACACCAUCGACUGGAGCAGCGAGCCCCUCCCUGACCUCUCCAAGGAGGAGACCAAGAGCCCAUCGAAGAAGAACAGGUGGGAGCUGGGAGGGUCCGCACCCCAUCGGGGAGGCCUGUCCUCCAGUCCGUCCCAACGAGGUAACGCCGGGGCCCCAUCCCCCGUCCCUGGGAGUCAGCGCAGCGGAGGAGGUGGGGGAGGACAGAGGUCACGGGGCAGCAGCCACCCCACCCGCUUCGGCUAUCGCAACGUCUUCACACGGGACUCCAGCUCCUCAUCCAGCGCCGGCUCCCGCUCUGGCUCCUCCAGCCGCUCUCGAUCUGUAUCCCGGUCUCCGCAUCGGAGGCAUCAUAGGAGCGGCAGUGGUUCCAGCUCAGACUCGGGGAGCAGCUCGUACUCAAGCAGUGAGAACCGGAUCGGGGGCCGCAGGCCCCUUUCCAAGGGCCGGGGACGGGGGCGGACGGACCGGGCGCGGGGACGUGGCCGGAUGCAGCGGAACCGCAGGGACUUCGAGGUGACGCCAGCAGGAGGUAGAAAGGGGCGGCGGAUGAAGCGGCAAGGUCAGUUGCCCCUGGAGGACCCGGAUAAGGAAUUCAAGAAGCAGAAGCGGGCAGCACGCUUCCAGCAGGGGCAGCCAGCCAGGCGACUGAGGACUGCGCCCCUGGUGCUGCAGGUUAACAACACCAUCGAUGGCAGCGCCGAGCCCCUGGACUGGGAGCACAUCAAGAUUGUGGGCACCAGCCAGGAGAUCUCCAAGCACUAUCUCCGGCUCACCUGCGCCCCGGACCCCUCCACUGUCCGGCCUGUCUCCGUCCUAAAGAAGUCGCUGGCCAUGGUGAAGAACCACUGGACAGCAAACCAGGACUAUGCCUUCGCCUGCGAGCAGCUGAAAUCCCUGAGGCAGGACUUGACGGUACAGGGCGUGCGGACAGAGUUCACUGUGGAGGUGUACGAGACGCAUGCACGGAUAGCUCUGGAGAAGGGUGACCACGAGGAGUUCAACCAGUGUCAGGCACAGCUCAAGUCUCUGUAUGCCGAGAGCUUGCCGGGGAAUGUAGGCGAGUUCACCGCCUACCGAAUACUCUACUACAUCUUCACCCAGAACUCAGGAGAUAUAACUACAGAACUAGCCUUCCUGAGCCGGGAGCUGAAAGAGGAUGCGUGCGUGGCCCAUGCCCUGGGACUCCGGGCUGCCUGGGCCCUCUCCAACUACCACCGCUUCUUCCGCUUGUACCGGGAGUCCCCCCGCAUGUCCGGCUACCUGAUCGAGAAGUUUGUGGAACGCGAGAGGAAGCAGGCCCUCAAGGCUAUGCUCAAAACGUACGUCCCCCUCCAGGUCACAGGGGUGGGGCCUCGGACCCCAUCCCCCAGACCCUUCCCUGUACCACCCAGUCAAGGCCCAGGGAGGAUGGGAAUCCCAACCCCCACCCACAACCCUUCUUCCCCCCCCCCCCCCCCCCCCAUGAGCAUAGUAUCACCCAGAUUGAGGGGAUUUUGGGAUCCUUUAAGCCUUGUGUACAUUUUGAAAUGGGUGUUCCCCUCUCAGAGUGAGAGACAUGGGUAGAGGAAGGGAGAACAGGACAAGUAGGCCCUUGUGUCUAUCUGUAGUGCAGGAGAUCCCAACCUUUGGUUCACGGGCCCUUCGGUUAACAGUGUAGAUCCAUGGCAUAAAAAGGGUUGAGAACCCCUGCUGUAGUGGGAGAAAGUGUGAUCUGACCCUUCCCUAGACCAGGGGUCACAGGGAUAGACCUUGCUGUCUGUUGUGGGAGAGUGUGGAGAAGGACCCUCUUCCACAGAGUGAGGGGCACAGGGAGACCCUGGUGUCUAAUCUGGGACACCCUACAGUAAGGGAGUGUUCGGAAGAACUCCUCGCCAGAGUUCGGCAUGCAAGAUUAGGAGGGGAUGGUGGAAUAGGAAGCCAUUGGUAUCUGGUAUGGGUGAACUCCUCCGAAACUGAGAAUAUAUUGGAUUGGACUGUUCCCAGUGUCUGGAACAGUGGGAAGAGACCCUGGUGUCUUGUCUGGAACCCCCUGUCAUGACCGAGUUUUGGGUUGGUCUCUUUUCUCAGAUUUAGGGACAAGGGAGGGAAUCUAGUGCCUGACGUGAGGGGAACGGGAGCUUUGUGGCCCCUGUAAUGAGGGUGUGUGGAGAUGGAUUCCUCUUCACAGUGUGGGAUGUGAACAGGGUCUCUGAUUUCUAUUCUGGUCACCAGAUUGGGGAGGGAACGGUGAUCCUGAGUGUGGAAGUAUGGAGCAUUAUAUACACAGCCACCCUCCUUUCUCUGAAUAUGGAUAGAGAAAUGUCCCAGGCGUGGAGGGUCGUCCCAGAGGGUCUCCAGCUAGCACAGGGGAGAAGGGUAAAUAGCCACUCCUGUCAGUUCUUCAGCCACCAUAUGAAGUAUCAUUGGAGUUGCAGGAUAAGGUAGGGACACAUUGCCCGUGGUGCCAAGUGGGCAUGUUGGUGGGGGUUGAGGCAAGGCAGGGAGCUAGGGUCUCAUAGGUUGUCUCUCAUGCAUAGGUAAGUAUUGCCAGCAAGGGGGCCCACCUGCCCCAUGCAGGGCUAGGUUGAAGCUGCCCAUCUCUUCCCCCGCCACUUAGCCACAGGGCUGGUUAAUAGGGCCCUGCCCCACCCCCUUAACAGGGAGAGUCCUCUAUUCCCCUAUUGUCGUGGCGAGUUAGGCUCGGGGCGCCGAUUCCUGUAAAGUGAAGCAUACCUUACUGCAUUGUCAAUGUUGCUGACUAAUGUUUUGUUUUGCCCGCCUCUCUCUCUCUUCCUUCCUUUCUUUCUUCCUUCCUUCCUUUCUUUCUCUCCUAAAAUCUUUCUCUUUCUUUCCCUCAAUCACCAUCACCCUCCCCCUCACUUUCCCCAACCUCUCUCUCUGUUUCUUCCCCCUCUCUCUCUGUUUCUUCCCCCUCUCUCUGUUUCUUCCCCCUCUCUCUCUGCUUCUUCCCCCCCUCUCUCUCUCUGCUUCCCCCCUCUCUCUCUCUCUGCUUCCCCCCCUCUCUGCCUCUUCCCCCUCGCUCGCUCUGCCUCUUUCUCUCUCUCUCUCUCUGCCUCUUCCCUCUCCCUCUCUCACUCUCUCUCUCUUGCUCUCUCUCUCUCUCUCUCUCUCUCUCUCUCUCUCUCUCCUCUGCCUGUCUCUCUCUCUCUCUCUCUCUCUCUCUCUCUCUCUCUCCUCUGCCUGUCUCCCAUCCCUUCCAGUUAUCGGCCAGUGUUGCCUGUCUCCUAUGUGCAGUCCGAGCUGGCCUUCGAUAGCGAGAGUGAUUGCCGACAGUUCCUGGGCUCUGUCGCCCUCACCUACCUGGGAGCCGACACCACCAAGAUCGAUUGCAAGCAGAGUGC